Messenger RNA from Paramecium octaurelia, 1251 nucleotides. NCBI's taxonomy places the organism in Eukaryota, Ciliophora, Oligohymenophorea, Peniculida, Parameciidae. The record is from the annotation of a GenBank genome assembly.
AUGGAAACAGUUUCUCAACAUAUCACACAACUGAAUCACAAAAAUCAAGAACUUUCUGGCUUAGAAAAUAGAAUAAACUAAUUGAAACAGUAGUUGAAUCUGCAACAAGCCAAUAACAAUAUAUUGAAGACUAAAGUAGAUAAGAUAGUCCACUCAAAAAAACAAAAGUUUUAUGACGAAAUGAAGGUAACCUCAUUGCUAAAAGGAAUUAGUUGAAAUAAAUACUUCAAAGUAAUACUUAAAAUAAUGACGAAUUAUAAUAUAUGGUUCAAAGAAACAAAGCCCUAUUGGAUGAAGAACAAAGGCAAUCCAAGUAGGAUAUGUUCGAUGAAAAGUAUCUUCAAACCCAAAAGAUGAAAUAGAAAUUGGAUCUGGAAAUGCUAAUAAAUUAGAAGAAAAGGGAUCAAUAACUCUAUGAGAAACAACAACAAUACGCAAAAGUACUCGAUAAAUAUAUACAAUAGAUCUCAGAAUGGGAAUUCAAUUUAAAAUUCAACUUAAAAUAAAGAGAAAUAGACAAAAUUGAUAAAAUUAGAUUAGAAGAAAAAGAAUUCAAAGAACAACUGGCUAAAAGAAUGUAAUAAUAAUAAAAGAUUUGUGAUUAAUUGUCGAAUGAAGAAUAAUAAUUGAUGAAGUACUUAUGUGUAUUAAAAAUCUAGUAAAUUAAAAAAUUCCUAAUAGUUUGAGCACUCCUUGAAACAUGAUCUCAAAACUGCUCUGAAUCUGAGUAUCAAGGAUUAUACAAAUAAUACUUCUGUGUCAAUUCCUUCUUUAUUCAAAUCAUAUAGUUCUUCUAAAAUACCAUUAAAUAGUCCUUAUGCCUAGUUGCCAACAAUGCUCAAGAUGAAAAAGAGUGUAUAACUUAAUAAAACCAAUAACAACAACGAAUCUCUUAUGAAAGAGUACAAAUUUUCUCUCCCUUCACUUUAUAAACCAUCUGUUAUUGAGCAAUAACAAUAAGUUGAAAGGCUAUUUUAAUCCAAAAGUGUAAAGAAUAGUAAAUCAGAUUUGUAUUAGAUCUUAAAUUAUGGUGACUCUUAAGGUAAAAUAGAUAAGAAACCAAAGUUUCGAACUAAUUAGAGUGAACUAAUUUAAAAUUAAGUAAGUAAAUAGUUAAUAAAGUAAAAUACAUAGAUAACAGAAGAAUAAGAAUAGAAUAAAGAAUAAUCAAAUCAAGAAAAUAAAAAUAAAGAAGAAAUAGAUGCAUCAAAUCAAAAUAAAUAAGAAGAAUAAGAGGAAUAUUAAGAAUGA